CUGAGUGAAACCUGAGUGAAAACAACACAGGGAAUUUCUCACAAUAAUAAUGACUUCAGCACAUAAAGUAUCUGAUCUGAGGAUCAUUCUAUUGGGUAAGACUGGAGCUGGAAAAAGUGCCACAGGGAACUCCAUCCUGGGCAGAGAUGCAUUUGAAGAGAACAAUAUAAUGUGUGAGAAACAGAAAGGAGUGGUGGGUGGAAAGACCAUCGCUGUAGUUGACACUCCGGGACUAUUUAAUACAUCUAUUACUGAAGAUCAGUUGAAGGCUGAAAUUGAGAACUGUAUGGUGAUGUCUGCUCCUGGUCCACAUGUGUUUCUGCUGGUGAUCAAACUGGGAGUGGGAUUCACAAAAGAAGAGAGGGACACAGUGAAAUGGAUUCAAGAGAACUUUGGAGAAGAGGCUUUGGGGCGUACCAUCAUUCUGUUCACUCACACUGAUCUGCUAAAGGAUUACUCUUUAGAUGAGUACAUUAGGAAAAGCAAAUAUUUACCAGAAAUAGUUGAUAGUUGUGGUGGCAGAUAUCACUCAUUCAACAAUGAGGACAAAAGCAAUCAAGGUCAGGUGUCAGAUCUGUUGCAAAAGAUCAAAAAAUUGAUAGAGGAAAAUGGAAUGAGGUAUUACACUCAUGAGAUGUUUAAAACAACUCAACAGAACAGAAACACAACAGAAAUUACAUGGAAGGACAGAAUGAAGCUGCCAAAAGUUCCACUUGGUUUGUGCUUAAUUGUAUUAAUAGGAUGUGUAUUACUAGGAACACAUUAUCUGAAAAAGGAGCAAGAACAGAAGAAGCAGCAACUGAUAACGGAGCUCCGACAUAAUAAACAAGAGCAGCAGCAGCUGAAAGAGAAGCUCACAAAGAAGGAACAGGAAUAUCAGAAGCUGAAAAAUGAUUUAAAAGAGAAAGUACAGGAAGAGCAGCAGCUGAAAAAUGACAUCACACAGAAGGAACAGGAAUAUCAGAAGCUGAAAAAUGAUUUAAAAGAGAAAGUACAGGAAGAGCAGCAGCUGAAAAAUGACAUCACACAGAAGGAACAGGAAGAGCAGAAGCUGAAAAAUGACAUCAUACAGAAGGAACAGGAAUAUCAGAAGCUGAAAAAUGAUUUAAAAGAGAAAGUACAGGAAGAGCAGCAGCUGAAAAAUGACAUCACACAGAAGGAACAGGAAGAGCAGCAGCUGAAAAAUGACAUCAUACAGAAGGAACAGGAGGAGCAGCAGCUGAAAAAUGACAUCAUACAGAGGAAACAGGAGAAGCUGAUGCUGAAAAAGGAGCUCCAACAGAAGGAAGAGGGGAAGCAGAAGCUGAAAAAUGAGCUCCUACAGAAGGAAGAGGGGAAGCAGAAGCUGAAAAAUGAGCUCCUACAGAAGGAAGAGGAGAAGCAAAUGCUGAAAAAUGAGCUCCUACAGAAGGAAGAGGAGAAGCAAAUGCUGAAAAAUGAGCUCCUACAGAAGGAAGAUGAGAAGCAAAUGCUGAAAAAUGAGCUCCUACAAAAGGAAGAUGAGGAGCUGCAGCUGGAAAAGGUGCUUCUACAGAAUGAACAGGAUAAGCAGCAGCUGAAAAAGGAGCUCCAACAGAAGGAACUGGAGGAGAAGCAGCUGGAAAAGGAGCUCUUACAUUAUGAGAAGGAGCAACAGGUGAAGCAGCAAUAG
Xyrauchen texanus (razorback sucker) is the source of this 1651-nucleotide messenger RNA. Its product is annotated as GTPase IMAP family member 4-like. NCBI's taxonomy places the organism in Eukaryota, Metazoa, Chordata, Actinopteri, Cypriniformes, Catostomidae. The record is from RefSeq and is a predicted model, not a curated record. Gene Ontology annotation, molecular function: GTP binding. The transcript has 2 exons. Bases 50 to 1651 code for a protein of 533 amino acids.